GGGAGGAGAGUGCGCGGUGGCAGCGCGUGAACAGAGCAGGAGGCACACACCUGUGGGGAAGCGGCACGUGAGCCGGGAGUUUGGAUAAUUAAACACAACACGAGGGUUGUUCAGCAGCUGGCAGUUAAAGGUGAAGUGUCUUGUCGGAAAAUGGAAUUCGAUAACAUAAAGUCCUCAGCCGCACUCAUUUAUGACGAGUUCAUCCAAAAUGCAGACAGACGGACGGCGAGCUGGUUCCUUAUGUCGUCUCCCCUCCCCCAAACCCUCGUCAUCGUGGCGUACAUUUACUUUGUCCAAUCGCUGGGGCCUCGGGUCAUGGAGAACCGCAAGGCCUUUGACCUCAAAGGAGUCCUCAUAGUCUACAACUUCAGCGUGGUGGCGCUCUCGCUCUACAUGUGCUAUGAGUUUGUGAUGUCAGGAUGGGGAACCGGAUACUCUUUCCGCUGUGACCCGGUCGACUACUCUGAUUCAGCACAGGGUUUGAGGAUGGCGGCAACAUGUUGGCUUUACUACUUCUCAAAGUUCAUCGAGAUGUUGGAUACGAUCUUCUUUGUGCUAAGGAAAAAGAAUAGCCAGGUGACAUUUCUUCAUGUCUACCAUCACUCAAUCAUGCCCUUCACCUGGUGGUUUGGGGUUCGUUUCUCUGCAGGCGGCAUGGGGACGUUUCACGCCCUGCUCAACUGUAUCGUCCACGUUAUCAUGUACUCGUACUACGGCCUGACUGCUCUGGGCCUCAAAUAUCAGAAGUACCUUUGGUGGAAGAAGUACCUGACUACCAUUCAGCUGAUCCAGUUUGUUGUUGUGACCAGCCACAUCUCCCAGUAUUUCUUCCUGAAGGACUGCACCUACCAGUUCCCAAUCUUUGUCUGCAUCAUCGGUGCAUACGGCCUGAUUUUCUUGUUCCUCUUCCUCAACUUCUGGUACCACGCCUACACCAAGGGCAAGAGGCUGCCUAAAGUACUGCAGAAUCAGAAAUGGGAACACCACAGCAACGGACUUAUGAAUGGAAAUGCCAGUCAUGAGAAAGAAGAGUGAUGCAGGUCUCUGCUCGUUGGGGAUGGGGGGGUUUGACCUCUUUCAUGUAAGCUAAAUCUAUCUGAGAUUCAACUCUUAGUUGGGACUGUAUUUUCUGACUGGUUUUCUACUUGCAACUGCAAAAGACAAUCUUUGCGUUUUGACCAAAGCUAUAUUCAAGAGGUUUAGCGAUGAAGUUGAAGGGUUUUAUUGGGUUUACAAUGAAGUUAAAGCCCAAGUUCUGCUAUGGAGGUACCCAAAUAUCCCUCCUUUCAACUACAGUAUGGUUUUAAAAUAUUUCAAAAAGUCAACUCUAUUAUUCACACUGACUAUAUAUAGGGCUUCACCUAUGGUAAGACUGUGGGACCCUCGGCUAUACAGUCAAACUGGGCUUCCUCAAAAAAAGGUUCUAUUGCUGAGAUCAUUAUAACUUCUGUGAGUUGAUCUUACUUCUAAGAACCUUUUUUAGGAAAUCCAGUUAGGGGGUUUUAAAAGUUGUGCACUGAAAAGAGUUUAUUUCACCUGGCCCACAAAAAAAAAUUAUAUUGGCAAUUCUGUCGAGAUUUUUUUUUUUUUUUUUUUUUACUGGUGUUCAGGCUACACUAGUCCUGUUCAGGCAGUUGUUAAAUGGUUACAUGCAUGCAGAACAUGGUGUUUUUUUAAUUUUAUUUGUUUUAACAUUUUCUUAGUUUAUAUGACACUUUUCUAUGGUUGAGUCACAACUGCAGCUGAUGGUACAGACAUUCAGUGAAAAGAGCCAUCUUUAAACGGUGGAAUCAACUUCUUCUCCUAUGACGCUAUGAUGUGACAGAGAUGCAAGAGGAAGGUUGACAGACCUUUGGGUUCUUGUAGGACCCAGAGCGGGAGCUAGUUUUACUACGUCCUUGUUGCAAAAUAACACCAUUACAGGAAUGCAAUAUGCACAAUUGCAUGGAUUCACUAUUAAGCAACCCAGACAAAACGUGAGCCUUACUUGCCUGUGUUUAUUUUUAUUUAAAAAAAAGUAUUUUGCUUCAUGUGUGGAUAAUAAGGUCUUCAGGUGGCUGGAGUCGAAUAGUUCCUUUGGACUGGGGUCUGGAGUUUUUUUUAUAUCAGUUAUGAUGACCUUUAAACUGAUAAGUGACUAACUACUUUUUUUUGGUGACUUUAGCGUACAGGUUCGAGCUUGAUGUGAAAAGAGUUCCACUUUUUUUUUUUUUCUUCCAGGUCCAAAUCCAAAGUUGACACUAAAGAUGAAAAGUUAUACAUUGCACAGGGAUAAUUUGUUGUCAUAUCCCUUGUUAUACCUUAUACCUUGUAAUAGUAGUUAGGCUACUGUAAGAUAUUAUGUGAAGUGAGAUGUUGUUUAUAUUGUAUUUAUAUGAAAAUAAAUGAUCAAUGUACUUGUAA
Molecule: messenger RNA, 2403 nt
Organism: Cyclopterus lumpus (lumpfish)
Lineage: Eukaryota; Metazoa; Chordata; Actinopteri; Perciformes; Cyclopteridae
Gene: elovl7a
Product: ELOVL fatty acid elongase 7a
Exons: 8
Coding region: 151-1035 (294 amino acids)
Biological process (GO): fatty acid elongation, saturated fatty acid; sphingolipid biosynthetic process; fatty acid elongation, polyunsaturated fatty acid
Cellular component (GO): endoplasmic reticulum; endoplasmic reticulum membrane
Molecular function (GO): fatty acid elongase activity
Source: RefSeq, a predicted model, not a curated record